Molecule: messenger RNA, 2004 nt
Organism: Plodia interpunctella (Indianmeal moth)
Lineage: Eukaryota; Metazoa; Arthropoda; Insecta; Lepidoptera; Pyralidae
Product: pickpocket protein 28-like
Exons: 14
Coding region: 223-1851 (542 amino acids)
Biological process (GO): sodium ion transmembrane transport
Cellular component (GO): plasma membrane
Molecular function (GO): ligand-gated sodium channel activity
Source: RefSeq, a predicted model, not a curated record
GGUUAAAACCGGUUGGUUUUGGCUACAAAAGUUUUGGCGAGUCGUGAACUGUAUCGACGCGGUGUGGACGUACCUGCGAUAUCGGAAUGCACAAAUUUGUUUCUUUUAAAACAUAUUCUCCUGAAUGAUAUUUUUAUAAAAAGUAGCCUUAACAGAUACUUUAUUUUGACUGUGAUAUUGUAAUUUAACUUUAAUAUUGUUGAAUUGGGAAAUCGCAAAAUCAUGGCUGAAGAUUUCAGUCACGUGUCGCCGAAGAGCUACCACAUGGGCGACUACAACAAGACGGAGAAGAAGCUGCGCCUCCAGGAGUUGGAGCCGGUGAAGACGAAGAAGUCGCCGCGGCCGUUCCGGGACAACUUCCGGGAGUACAUGUCCAGUACUACCCUACAUGGAUUCCGAUAUAUCGCUGAUGGAGGCAUCACUUGGGUGGAAAGGAUAUGGUGGCUGAUAAUGGUGAUAUGCAGCAUCGUAGUGUGCGGUUACCUGAUCCUCCAGGUGUGGAACAAGUGGGAUGAGUCCCCGGUCAUCGUCAGUUUUGCUGACACUUCCAAUUCUGUCUGGCAUAUCCCGUUUCCAGCUGUUACGAUAUGCACAGAAACAAAACCAAGGAAGCGAGUGUUCAACUUCACUAGAGCUAACGCUGAAAGGUGGAGCAAACCGCCCACCAUUAGUCCUGAAGACCUGAAGACCUUCCAAGACAUGUUGCUGUUAUGUAACUACGCAUCAGACCCUGACAACGGUCCCAUAUUUGCUAAUAAGAGCUCUGUUGAAACUAUAUUGCGGUUAGCACCGACUAUGGAUGAUGUGUUCUUGGACUGCCUGUGGGACGACCUGACAUGCAGUCAGAUGUUCUACCACACCUUGACCAAGGAUGGUUUCUGUUACACCUUCAACAUGCUCUCUGCUGAGGAGAUGUUCCGGAUGGAAAACCUACACUCUGAAUAUUACCAUGUAGCGGGUCAUAACAAGAGUGCCUGGACUUUAGGGAAGGGAUAUCCACCAGGAGAAACCAUAAAGACGUAUCCGAGACGUGGCCCUAGUUAUGGAGGCGUGGAGUUUGAAGUAAUCCUGCUGACGGAUGUCCGGGACCAAGACCUUGAUUGUCGAGGACCUGUCCAAGGAUUCAAGAUCUGGCUGCACAGUCCAGCGGAGCUACCGAACAUGGGCCAGAACUUCUUCAGGUUGCCUAUUAAGUACCAGUCCGCCGCUGCGGUCACUCCGAGAGUCACUGACACCUCUGAGGGCCUGCGGCCUUACCCGCCUCAUAAACGCAAUUGCUUCUUCCCAGAAGAGCGAUAUCUUCGAUUCUUCCGCAUCUACACGCAGAGAAAUUGUGAACUGGAGUGCGCUUCCAACCACACCGCUUUCCGAUGCGACUGUGUGCCCUUGUACAUGCCUCAUGGACCAGAGACGAAAAUAUGUGGUGCUGGAAGCAGAAGUUGCGUCACUGCAGCUCUAGAGGAGCUGUCCCUGUCGAAGUCGUCUCUAGACCCGAAGGCCGCCCGGGAGACCACGAAGUGCGACUGUCUCCAAGCCUGCACUGAGCUGAAGUACGACGCGGAAGUGUCCCAGGCCGUCUACGACCUGACCAACUACCACAAGAACCCUAACCCGGACAUUGCCAACGAGUUGCGUCUGCCAUCGGGUCUCGUCGUAUACUUCGCUGAAGAACUGUUCACAUCGCUACGUCGCUCUGAGCUGUACGGCGGGGUCGACUUCGUCGCCAACUGCGGCGGCAUCAUGGGGCUCUUCAUGGGCUUCUCCUUCCUCAGUCUCGUAGAGAUUGUUUACUACUUCACCAUGAGGUUAUGGUGUCAAAUCCGGAGAUCAUCAAGAGUCGUAGCAGAAUAAUUUAAGUGAUAUUAAUAUUUAAGUAAUUUUUGUAAUACUUAAGUAACUACUAACAUUAUUUGUCUCAAUAGUGCCAUUAACUGAAUCUCAUAGUGCUACUAGAAUUCUAAAUGAUGAAUUAAUUAAGGAAAUAAAUAAAUAAAUACUAUAUUA